AUGAUUUCAGGAAAGUCAUUUGCUUUAGUUUUUACCCUCUUUAUCAUUUCAUUCUCCUCGAGUUCGUUUUCGAAACCUUUGGACAAAGCAUUCACCUCUUGGCUCGAACGCCUGGAAAGCGACUUACAUAACAAAAUUUUGUCAAGCGGCGCCUGUGGUGCCUGUAAACUGUUGAGUUUUGCUGCUCAAGUAGCGUUAAAGACAAACAACGUUGUGAAUGACGUGGUUCAUAUAUCAAGAGAGGUCUGCAAAGAACUAAAGAUAGAAGACAACAGAGUUUGCACCGAGGUUAUAUCUGAAUUCAAAGUUGAAGUUUUAACAGUUGUGGACGAAGUCUUUCUUAGUCCUUCUGAAAUAUGUGGAAGCCUGUUGGGACCUUCAUGUGCACAUAAAAGAGACCCUAGUGAAUUUUGGAAUGUUACUAUACCAGAUAAGAAGCCGCCUGUAAAGCCUAUACCACCCCCAAAGGUAUGUAUAUUAUAGCUAGUGCAGAUGUUGCCUUCGUCGCAGACGCUUUAAGACGGAAUCCAUAAGAAAAAAUGCAAUUUGCUUUAAAUAAUUCUGGUACAAGAUUUUUGUCUUCUGAAAAUUAAAAUUACUCAAUGUUCUGGUGGAUUCCGUCUUAAAACUUCUAAGUAGACUAGAUGUAUAGUGGUUAAGACGAGUGCGUGGGCCGGCUGCAACGCAGGCUAGUGCAAAUGUAAUUCAAUUCCUUUUUUUUGAAUAAACAGGUUCCUACAUCCAUUCAAUUCAAGGGGUAUCAGGUGUUGAAGAUGUUUUUAGUCUUGUGACUUGCAUGUUAGAAUGAUUUUACUUAGCCCGCUCUGUGAAACAAUAACAAUAUCUAAUAAUUUAGUGCCAAAAAAUUUCCAAUUAAGUGAACUUAAGAAAACUAUAAAAAUGCACUGUAGUCAAGUACUAUAUUCUAGUACAUGGGUUGAGUAAAAUGACUCUGUAUUUGUUCCUUUCAAUAUUUUUUACCACAGCAGUGAACAAUCUAAAACAUAACAGCAUUAUUCCAAAUUUUAGUUUUGUGAGAAACUGAAAGAAUAAUGCCAGCAUCACUUAAAUAAUGUGUAUCACUAUGAAUCAGCAGUAAAUUUUUGUACUGCAUUUUAUUAUUUUAAAUAUUUUAAAACCUCUUUGGUUCCUUUGCCGUAAGGUAACACCUCCAGUUUUUCUUGUAAGUUACUGUUGUUCUUCACUGGUUUAAUUUUUGAAAGAUUCUGAAUUAGUUUCCUAACAACCUUUAGUUAAGGAAUGCAAGAUAACCCCCGGGUGAGACUGUAGGCAUAUAACAGGAGGUAUGCCUACCCUUCUCAUUGCUUGGAUACCCGAUAUCGUUUGGGUCCGGUGUAGUCCACUCCGAUCACUUGAUAUGGGUUGAUCCCAUGAGUUCAGGUGGCCGGUAAAUUACUGGGUGGAGGAGCUGCAUACGCUAGUGCUUGAAAAUGCUUGCAUCCAUGGCAGACCCCUCAUACUUUCCUCACCAGUUUCUCAGCCUUGGGAUCCAUAGCCAUAGUUAACCCCAUCCCUCCAUGCAGCGUUUACUGGUGUGCUUCUUCUGUGAGUUGGGGUCUAAGCAUGCUGUUGUAAGGCAAAUAAAUUGGAUACUCCCCCUGUACGGGGCCUCAGCACUCCAGUAACCCCCACUGAUUUGGCUGUAAAUUCAGCGCCAGGCAAUCUUCCUCAAUGUCGCAACAGUCACUCCUCUGGGGCCGUCUCUGCCAAAUCACUCUCGGGCAGUCUGUUUCUUCAGUGGUCAGCAGUCCCACAAUGCGAGGAACUCCUGGGCUACAAAAGAAUUGUUUCCAAAUCUCCUCAUCCAAGCUCAGACACGUUUGGCCCUUCAUAACUGAAAUUUAUGUAGUACCUCUUCAAUCUCAUUCUUGUCUUCAACUGCGAUUGCUAGAAACUUUUUCAUGAGUUUGCCCUCAACUUGGCUUUCUUCUGUUGGUUGGUUGAGUACAUCUGCUGGCCAAUGCCCUUGGGUUGCGGACCAUCCCAUCACAAGCGAGAUCCAUCUAAACACCCUCUGUGACUUCCAAGAUUGGCAGGUUUGUCUACUGUGGGAACAAAGUGCCAGGUCACUCCUUUGUGGCUGCUAAUCUUCUUGACAUGAUUUGCAACAAACUGCUUGUACUCUCCUUGUCCCCUGAUCCUGUACAAAGCUACUGAACUGUCCAGCCAACAGUGUGUGCUGUUGUGGGAAGCCCAUCCAGUGCAUUUCUGACAUUGGCCACAAGAUUCAUGGCCAUGUGACCAGCGACCUGUUCCAUCUGCAGGAUGGGCAGUCCUUGUUUGGCCAGUCUUGAUCAGGCUGCGAUUAGGCCUUGAUUGGUUCUGGACGUUUUACAGAUGACUCCAUAAACACAGGCUGCUCCUCCAUUCGCACAUGCGUCUACAAAUGAAUGUAGCUCAAUGUGCAGUAUGUCCCCCUGGUGUACCGCCAAUGACUUCGGUACUGCAUUUAAACAACCGUUGAGCGAUGGAGCACCAUCAAAAGCUCAUGCAGAAGUGUCAUACACUACUGGUAACUUCGUCAAUUCUGCUGUGCCUUGCACAACUGGUUUGUGUGCUAUGUAAAAUUUUUGAAUGUACACCUGUGCACGGCUCCUCUGCUCUUUUGAUAAUGUCUGCUUUCCUCUGAUCUUCAAUGAUCUCCUGAUAUUGGCUUGUCAUUUUUGGUGCACUUUCUGUUUUCAAUUUGGCGUAUUCACCGGCUCCAAGUAUUAGGUGCACUGAUAGGCGACACUUUGUGUCCAGAUCAUUCAUUUAACUCCCAACAGGUGCGGAUACCUGCAAGUCAGCAACACAGUUUGGAAUUAUUGGUAGGACUAUGAUAAGCGUCACCAGAAAAUGUGUUUUACUUAAUUUGUGCUUAAUUUGUGUGAAUAUAUACUAUAAUUUGUGUGAAUAUAUACUUUUCUGUUUGUUUUCAGCCUGGUUCUCCUGUGUCAAGAGUUCUGCAGUUCUCGGACAUUCAUCUCGAUUUCUUGUAUCAGGAAGGCAGUAAUCCACGUUGUGGAGAACCGCUUUGUUGUCGAAGUAAUGAUAAACCCCCAGGUGUGUUUUUGUUUAAGUGCAAAAAACAUUUAAUUUGUUGCGUGCUAGUCACUUAGCAAUGAACCCAGCUGUUUAAACCCAAAAUUUCAUAUUACCUCAGCCAAUUUAGUUCAACUGGGUACUAGUGAAGGAAUACCCAAAGAGGAAGGUGAAUUGAAGACAUUAAUGGGAGAAACUGCCCUUUAAGAUUUAGGGAAAAAAAAACAAGAACAAAUGAGAUUGAAGAGAGAAUAGCCAUUUUAAAAAAUCUUUGAUCUCUGCCAGGAGCAAUCCUGGUAGAGCAAGAUCCAUGGGGAAUAGUUUUUGUUUGGCUAUGAAAGGGUUAAUAAUAAAUAUCAAAAGUCAUCAAUAUUAAUUUGAGAAUAGCCAUUUUAAAAAAUCUUUGAUCUCUGCCAGGAGCAAUCCUGGUAGAGCAAGAUCCAUGGGGAAUAGUUUUUGUUUGGCUAUGAAAGGGUUAAUAAUAAAUAUCAAAAGUCAUCAAUAUUAAUUUUUUAAUUAAUGAAGAAUUAUGCAGAUCAUCUGGAGGGUGUAAUCGGCUGAGGUGGAUAACUUGUCAAUAAGUGGUUGGUAUAUUCUUUGGUUCUUAUUUGAGAGAUUUAUUUUUAGAAUGAUAUUAUCAUUUUUGCUUUUUUCAGCUCCUGGAAAACCAAAGGCUGGGAAAUAUGGAGAUUAUCAAUGUGACAUUCCAACCAUCACAUUUGAGAAUAUGCUCCAACAUCUCAAUGCAACUCAAGAGGUAACUUCAACAUGUACCAUUACCUGUUAACAAGUUCUGACUGUCAAUAUAAGGAAGCUACAAAAUGUAACAUAACUGUUGUUCUCAUUCAAUUUUAGCCUUGGCUCAAAUGUUGAGUAUUUUUCUUUGUUUUUGGCCGGUGUGCUGUAGGAGGGAGUAUAUGAUUAUGGUUCUGACACAAAGGGGAAAAAAUUAAUCAAGGGUUAAAAUAUUAUUGAGCCACAACAAGAAUUCUUCAAUGAAGCUUUCCUCGUUCAUGCUGUAUGACAGUAUAUGAACUUUUUCCAUCUUUUUACAAGUUCAUUUAUCUGAAAUGACUACAAACUACAUGUAAUGUAGCAAAUCAGAGUAGUAUUUUACCAUCAGAAUGUUUUGCUUUCAGCAAAUUUAAAUUUAUUACAAGGGAUCUAUGUUAAGAGACAAACACAAUGUAUCCAUGGCAACUAGUGAGCAGAAACCAUCACUCUGACCAAUUAAAUCAGUAGAAUUAACACACAGUACAGUCAAACCUCGAUUAUCCGGACUUUUCUAUUAUCCGGACUUGUUUCCCUGGUCCCAAUUUUUUUCAUGAAUAUUAAUAAGAUGUGGUCUUGAAAAACUGAAACGAUUAAAAGUUCAGUAAUCCUUCCAAAUGUGUGGUUAAAACACUGUUUUAAUCUGUUUCGCUUUGAAAAAGCGCGAGCAGCACAAGAUGAACAUUAUUAUUCUGAUGCAUUCAACUGAAUUCUGAUUGGCUCAAGGUUGCUAAGGGAAGUCAUGCUUGAUUCCGCACUGGUUAUGUAAACACAAGACCAAUCGAUUAAAACUACAGUCUGUUCUCUCUAUAAAGGAUAAACAAACAAUUAUUUCACUUACAGUCUGUACAUAAAUUCAAGUAGGAACUAAUUCACAAAAAAAUUUUGUUUUCUUUAUUCCCAAUGGUUACAUUAUUGUCUCAUUAAUAUUCAUAUUUUCAAUUAUCUGGACUCUUGAUUAUCUGGACUAUUUACUCAUGUCCCAAUGAGUCUGGAUAAUCGAGAUUCAACUGCAUACACUAAACUGAAAGGUAGGGAAGGACAGAGAUCAAACUGAUCAGAAAAGAUGGCUUAGAUGGCUGAAUUGGAAUGCACAAUGAAUCUCAGCAACAUGAUCCCUCAUUUCAAGCCCUUCCACUUACCUUAGUUUGUUUCCUAUAUUAUUUUAUUUUGCAGAAGUUUGAUUAUGCCAUAUGGACUGGAGAUGUUCCUCCACACAAUAUUUGGAAUCAGUCACGGGCAGAUCAGGUGAAGUGUUUGGAUAUUUGCUUAAUUGUCAACAACUUAUGUUUCCACACUCAUUCAGUUUCAUUCCUUUCCACGACGAGAAAAAAAAUUAAUAGACCCUUUUCCUGAUAUAGUGGCCAUAUUGAAUUAAUUGGAUUUAAGGAGUACUAUGAGAUGCCCAGCAGGGCAUGAUCACGAUCCGAUAUACUUGUAUCAGUAUUUACGCGCGCUUUUCGGGCCAGUUUUUCUUUACAUUUUCCUAAAAAAAGAUUGUAGUGGGAAAAAAAGAUCGUUGUGCCGUGUUUGGAUGUAAAAAUGAUUGCCUUUUUCCCGAGAAAUAUACAUUGAAGUUCUCUUUUUUGCCUGAAAAGCGAGCAUUAAUAAUGAGCGAGUGCCCCCUGAACGUCCCAUAGUACUCCUUAAAUCUAAGAGAUUCAAUAUGGCUGCCGUAUUGGUAAAAAGGUCUAUUGAUUGAUCAUGAACCAAUUGAUCAUGGACUGUAAUAUACAGGUGCAGAAAUGAAAGUGUUUAUCUGUUACAGCUCUGUUGCUGUCCAUACAUUUAAUACAUUGAAACCUAUAUGAAAUGAAAGUACUGUUAUAUUGAGCAGUUAAUUUAUCACCCCCUAUAAGCCAUCACUGGCCAAAAAAUUCCAGAAAUUCUUGAUUUCCCUUUUAUGAUAACUACAAACCUGACUAGUCUGUGGGACAUUUUCCUCCCAUACUAGUUAUUUCUAUUGCCAGUUUUAGUAUGUCAUUUCUUUUCUCUUUGGUGGAAAGAGUAAAAGAACCCAUCUGAGUCAUUUUUGCAUGUUUUCUAUCUGCAGAUAGCAGCUUUGGACUAUGCCAACAAACUGAUUGUAAAAUACCUUCCAGGAUUGAAAGUGUUUCCUGCAGUUGGAAAUCAUGAGGGUGCUCCAGUUAACAGGUUGAUCAAAUUUAUUCAUUGGCAAUAUUUUUAAUAAUUUAUUGUUAAUAAUAUAAAACUAUAUUAAGGUGACAAAACUUUGCAAACUUAGUUCAACUGACAGUGGUUUUAGUUAUUCAACCAGUGUGCUGGUUUUGUUUUGGAAUAUAUUUGGAGAAACAUUGCAACCACUGUUUCCUGAACAAAUGGACNCAUUUCAAGCCCUUCCACUUACCUUAGUUUGUUUCCUAUAUUAUGUUAUCUUACAGAAGUUUGAUUACGCCAUAUGGACUGGAGAUGUUCCUCCACACAAUAUUUGGAAUCAGUCACGGGCAGAUCAGGUGAAGUGUUUGAAUGGUUGCUUAAUUGUCAACAACUUACGUUUCCACACCCAUUCAGUUUCAUUCCUUUCCACGAUGAGAAAAAAAUUAAUAGACCUUUUUACUGAUAUGGUGGCCAUGUUGAAUUAAUUGGAUUUUAGGAGUACUAUGGGAUGCCCAGGGGGGCAUGAGCACGAUCCGAUAUACUUGCAUCAGUAUUUACGCGUGCUUUUCGGGCCAGUUUUUCUUUAAGUUUUCCUAAAAAAAGAUUGUAAUAGGAAAAAAAGAUCAUUGUGCCCUGUUUGGAUGUAAAAAUGAUCGCCUUUUUCGCGAGAAAUAUACAGUAUGUCAUUUCUUUUCUCUUUGGUGGAAAGAGUAAAAGAACCCAUCUGAGGCAUUUUUGCAUGUUUUCUAUCUGCAGAUAGCAGCUUUGGACUAUGCCAACAAACUGAUUGUAAAAUACCUUCCAGGAUUGAAAGUGUUUCCUGCAGUUGGAAAUCAUGAGGGUGCUCCAGUUAACAGGUUGAUCAAAUUUAUUCAUUGGCAAUAUUUUUAAUAAUUUAUUGUUAAUAAUAUAAAACUAUAUAUUAAGGUGACAAAACUUUGCAAACUUAGUUCAACUGAUAGUGGUUUUAGUUAUUCAACCAGUGUGCUGGUUUUGUUUUGGAAUUUAUUUGGAGAAACAUUGCAACCACUGUUUCCUGAACAAAUGGACCAAGCUGUGUAUGAGGGUAUCAAACUUAGUGAGCAUUGUCUGAAGGCAUCUGCAGGUUCAGAUGCAGUGAUCUCAAUACCGAUCAAAACUUUAGAACAUUAAAAUAAUGUUAAUUUUGAUAGAUAAUAAUAUUAUUGUGAACUUAUUGCCAUUCAGUUUGCAUUGGCUAUACAUCAACAUACUGUUAUACAUGACAGGCUCCAGUUAAAAUGUAUACCCAUCUAAGAAACACAUGAUGAGUAAGUUAAUUAAUGAGUGAUGUUUAUUUCAUAUUAUUGUGUUUUACACACAGCUUUCCGCCGCCAUUCGUCACAGGCCCCGAUUCAAAUCAGUGGUUACGCAACUCUUUAGCAGACCACUGGAAGAUCUGGUUACCAGAUUAUGCCUUGCCUACAAUUUACAAGUGAGUGUGCAUCGCAUAAGAAUUAUUAUUGGUUAUUUCUUAAUAAUUAUUAAGUUGUUAGGAGAUCUAUUAAACACAUAAAAUAUUAUUAUUAGUAUUAUUUUUUAGCAUCCUUCAAUGCAAGCAAUAAUUGUUAUUAAUACAGUCAUAUGAAGCAGAAUAGGUUAAAAAGAAUAAUCAAUAAUUUUAUUAUUAUUCUUUGUGUUAACCACAAGUAGGUCAGCAACCCCUGGUUAAAUUUUUGUAUGUUGUUUGUUGAUUUCAGAGGAAGUUACUAUACAGUGUUGUUGUCCAAAGGAUUUAGACUAGUGUCCCUCAACAUGAAUUACUGUAACAACAUGAACUGGUGAGAAAAUAUAUAUAUACAGUAUUAAAAAUUUUUGGUCCUUAACUUAAGGGUUAAUUUUCUUAAGCAAUAAAUGUUCCUAAGUAACAGUUGAAAACAUCCUGAUCCUUUUAAGAAUGAUUACAUUUUUGUUGGUGCAGGUUAGCAUUGAUUAUACCAGUAUUACCAUUAGUACCAUUAUAAUAUUUAUCGUAUCACACGUUCUGAAAUGAUAGCAUACAGAGACAACUAAGUAAUUAAGUAAGGUCAAUUUUAUUUGAGCUAAACUGCUACCGAGUAAGCUAAGUUGGAAGAGCUCCGGUCGCGUGAGUUGAGAGUUGUGGGUUUAUUAGGUAUCUCUGCGAUCAGGCAAUAACCAGGGUUAUUUAUAAAGAAAAGUGGUUGUUAUUGGCUUUGAUUCAAGACCUUGUAUUAGUUCCAAUGAUGAUUGGUGUUGUCUCCCUCAUUCAUCCAUAUCAAUUCAAAAGGGAGCUCAACAUACACUCUGUACUUCUUGUUUGUACUGCUGUGCAAUAACCCUUUAAGUCCCAAUAGUGACUAACAUCAAUUUUCUCCUAACGAAAUCCAUACAUUGUCAAGAGAUAAGUUAUGAGAAUUAAUACGAUGAUCACCAAUGGAGAAUUUGUAUGUGGAUACUGGGGCUUAAAGGGAUAAGAGUAGGGGUGUUCUGACAUUCUUGAGGGGAAGGCCAUGGGCAGGGACUGUUCCAGGUUGGGGGUAAAUAACAACAACAACAACAACAACAACAAAUAUUUACUUAUUAAGAGAUUGGCGUAUAAUAAAGAGCAAAAACUAGUGUCCACUCCACUUCAGUGCAAAUUGCUGUUCAUGGUAAUAACUAUUGCUCUAGUGUAGCAAUUAGCUAGAUGCGUGUAAAAGAAUGACAUUCCUGCUUAGCUCUAGCUAGCUGAAUUUGUGGUAAAUUAUUUCUUAAUGUUUAUGUUAGUGCUGAUGUUUCAUGUUAGGUGGCUUUUAAUAAACAAUACUGAUCCAGCUCAACAGCUCCAGUGGCUGACAGAUACCUUACAGGAAGCAGAAGACAAUGGGGAAAAGGUUUGUUUACUUCUUAUUUCAGCAUUAUUUUCAAUUUUUCUUACUGUAGCCCAUAAUUGGCAUUUGAAAAACUACUUGACCAAUAUUCUGACUGCUAGGCCAGCAUGUAGGAGCAACAUGGCUUUCAUCUGCAACAUCACAUUCAUCCCUUACAACUGUGGGGAUUAUUGGAGCUCUGCACAAGCAAAACAGAGCUAAGAGCUUGGGAGAAGAUUUUACAAGCAAAUUAAGUACCAGUACACCUGUAAAUUAACAUCUACCAUGUGAGAUUAUCUAAUCAAUUCCAACUAUACAAUCUGCUGGUAAAGGUAAGGCGCCUAAGUCCCAAGUGGCCAAAGCUUAAUUAUCCCAGUUUCCUUAGCAUGAAGCAUGCCUAGGAUUAUUGCUACUCCCCCCUGGAUGGGGCAGUAUGUCAUUGGUACACAUUUAUGAGGAAGAGAGGUUGAAGAGUCUAGACAAAGUGGAGUAAAGUUCCUCCUCGAAGGAAACAGUGCAAAUGCAAUCUGCUGGGAGGGCGUCAAAAUUGUUUACCAGGAACUCAGACAUGGAUGUUAAAAGAAAAGUCAAGGAUUAAUUCAUCCUUGACAAACACCAGCAUCCAGGUUAAAGCUAAUAUGGGAGCUGCAAAAUAAACUACAUGGAAAAUUGGAAUCCACUGUCUGUAAUGCUCUAUGUAAUCCAUAAUAAUUAUGUGAACUUAUGCUGCCAAUUCUUGUAUUGUGAACAGGUUCAUAUUAUUGGCCACAUUUUGCCUGGAAGCCCAGAUUGUCUCAAGCCAUGGAGCUGGAAUUAUUACAAGAUAGUGAACCGUUACCAGAGCACUGUAACAGCACAGUUCUUUGCCCACACCCAUGCUGAUGAGUUUGAGAUCUUUUAUGAUGAAAAGACUAGGAAAAUUCCCACAAAGUAAGAACAAAAGCACGUUUACAAUAAGCUUUGCUCCUUCACCUGUUCUACUGUACUUAUACUCGUGAUCAAACUUGAAAACGGUCAUAAUGUGAUGUCUGAUGCAAUGUGGGAAUUGACUUGCUGAAUGUUGUUAUUGCAGCUAUACCUGACUCAGUUUAAUUUGCCCUUACCAAUACUGUGUCUGGUAGAUUUGUUAUUUUACCAUGAAAUUAAAAUCAAACUGACAUCCACUGUCUUCCAUCAAGGGAAAACCUAGUAUAUAUUUCAAUGAAUCAUACUUCCUAGCCUCUCAUUAAUAUGGAGCUUAUUUACGUUACCUGUAAGUACUCGGUCAAAAAGGAAGUAAAGACACGUAUAUUUUUGCUGCUGUACAUUUCUCAUUAAUCUUUUUGUGCUGUUCAUUUUUUUCUGUUACAUUUCUCAUGUUUUCACCGUGCAGAAGUACUUUUACCCGCCAUACUACGUCAUCAAUAAAAAAUGUGCUAAAGAUUUCCCACGCAAAAUUGUGAUUUAGUAGUUAGAACGUAGUCCAGAUUUGUGUAUCUACAUGUAUAUGUCCUCACAAAGCUGUACAGUGUAGUUUCAAUAUUAUUGUUUCUUUUUAUGUUUUUCUACAGUUCAAUCUGAUUUUUUUUUUACUUUUGAUUCAACAGUAUGUCCAAACAGUCUAUUAUCAAUAUUUUUUAGUGAAAAUGCCUAAAGUCAUGUUACCUUGCCCCAUCACCUAAUGUGUUACCCAGAAUCAUUUCCCUUUUAUUCAAUUGUGCAUAAACUUGAUUGAGAACUAGUGGUCGUGGUAAUAGGUAACAUUUUUAAACUGUCAAUAUGUUUCUGUGUUAAUAUAAAUUAUGCUGAUGAUUGAAUGACUGGUAUAGUCACAGCAAGUUAAGUAACAUAGUUAUUUUGUUUUUGUUUCCAGCAUAGCUUUUAUUGGACCAAGUGUUACAACGUACCAAACCCACAAUCCUGGAUACAGAAUAUAUGAAGUGGAUGGAGAUUAUGCCAACAGCUCUAGGGUACCUGUACACAGUAGAUUGUUCUGUGAAAUUAAUGGCAUGUGCAUUGUAAAGUAAUGAGGCCUAAGACUAAGACUCAGACUAAGUGAUUGUAACUGUAACUCUAAAACACAGUUUCUUUGUCUGUUGUCAAUAAACUCUCGUUGUGUGCUAUAGGUUGUCCUAAAUCAUAAAACAUACAUCCUGGACCUAGUGGAGGCAAAUAAGGGAAAUGUACAGUGGAAACUGGAGUAUAAUGCCAAGGUAAUAUUGAUGCUAUAAUUUAUUGUUUCCUUGAACAUCCACCUUGAAUGAGGUUAGUUAAGUGAGGGGAUGNGUGCAUGAACUUGAUUGAGAACUAGUGGUCGUGGUAAUAGGUAACAUUUUUAAACUGUCAAUAUGUUUCUGUGUUAAUACAAAUUAUGCUGAUGAUUGAAUGACUGGUAUAGUCACAGCAAGUUAAGUAACAUAGUUAUUUUGUUUUUGUUUCCAGCAUAGCUUUUAUUGGACCAAGUGUUACAACGUACCAAACCCACAAUCCUGGAUACAGAAUAUAUGAAGUGGAUGGAGAUUAUGCCAACAGCUCUAGGGUACCUGUACACAGUAGAUUGUUCUGUGAAAUUAAUGGCAUGUGCAUUGUAAAGUAAUGAGGCCUAAGACUAAGACUCAGACUAAGUGAUUGUAACUGUAACUCUAAAACACAGUUUCUUUGUCUGUUGUCAAUAAACUCUCGUUGUGUGCUAUAGGUUGUCCUAAAUCAUAAAACAUACAUCCUGGACCUAGUGGAGGCAAAUAAGGGAAAUGUACAGUGGAAACUGGAGUAUAAUGCCAAGGUAAUAUUGAUGCUAUAAUUUAUUGUUUCCUUGAACAUCCACCUUGAAUGAGGUUAGUUAAGUGAGGGGAUGGGAAGGGAAGUGCUUAUUAUUGCUAGUUUUGACAAAGGGGAGGCUGCUUAUUACACAGAGUUAGAGGGGUGGGGAGCUUAUUUUGGGCAAUAAGGGCAGUGGUCCUUGUAUUUUGCAUACACAGGCUAAUAAUUAGUCCUGGGUCAACUUAUUAGGUUUUUGGAUAUACAGCCAGUAAUAUUUGAGUUUACUUCCUAGAGCAAAAGAAACAUGUCUAACACAUGAGAAAAAGGUCAGCUUGAUAUAUGCAUGUACAUGAUUACUCCUUUAGCCUUACUAGUUUACUUUUCAACUCCCACUUUAAACAUUUUUGUGACUCAUUCGUAUUGACUCGAGUUCUUACUUGUGCAUUUAGGAAGCUUAUGAUAUGCCCUCACUUUUACCUGAAGACUGGAACAACCUCGUUCAUCGCUUUGCAGCUAAUAAGACUCUCUUUGACACAUUCUACAAGUAAGUGACAGUCAUUGAAGUGAUGUAAUAUUAUUUACCAGGCAUGAUGUAGAACUUUGUUGGGAAUCCAGCUUUCAAAUUCACCCUUGUAUUUAUUAGUAUGCAAUCAGUGUAACAUGGCUUGUGCACUAUAAGUCCACAUAAAAAAUGGGAUGCUUGUUGUCCAUAUUGUCUCAUGCAGGGGUGUAAAUUACAAAUUUUGGAAGUUGAAAUGGGAAAGAUGCCCUACUCAUUGAAUAGAGUGUUUUCACAUGACGUCACGGUGGCCAUAUUGGUGUCCCAAAACAAUGAAACGGUGGCCAUGUUGGUGUCCCAAACCAAUCCUCUGGGAGUUGUACUCUUUUCUUAUGCCUACGCUUUCUUUUGUUCCAAUAAAUUUGCAUAGCUGCUGACCACGUGAGUGAAAACACUCUAUAAUUUUCAAAAUUUUCCUUUUCCCUUGGGGGCCUCAUGAAGCUCCUCCCUUAUUCAAAGCAUUACAAAAUAACUGAGCAGUGAUGUUAAAGGGGCAAAAUUGCACCCCUGUCAGUCUUAAAUCACACUUUUUCUGUCUGGAGAGAAUAGACUGUAAUAUUGUCGUGCCACACCCAAUAAUAGCUAAUAAUUUGUGUUACAGGUUUUUUUGGAAAUCUGCACCCGGCCAUUCCUGUGAUGAUAGCUGUCGUUCUAGUAUGCUAUGCAGGUUGAUGACAGGCCGUUCCCACGACACCAGUGCCUGCACUCUUCUACAAGAAACAUUUUCAAAAGAAACUAUGCGUCAAUUUCAAGAGUCAGUGGAUAUGUGCUAGAAUCACAUCAAUGAAGAAUUAAUCCAUUAACUUUUGCAAAAAUAUAGUACAGCAGUCUUCUUGAUUGUUGAUAAAAAUGAUUGUACAGAUAGAAUCAAUUAUUUAUGUGAUCUAUACGUGCGCAAAAUACCAUACGAUACGUCAGAUCUUUGAAAGAGUGCUUCAGCUGCAAAUGGUGGCCUUAAAGUAGCUUAUAUUUAUAACAUAAAUAAUAUAUUUUGCUCUUAAUACUAACAUAAAUUAAAACAUUCAUGUCAAAAACCCUAAGCAAAAAGGCAGGGUCAGUUUCGCUUAUUUUUGGUUACCUAAAUUGGCACUUCAUCCACUUUCAACAGAACUAGCAAAUUUAGAAUUAGCCAACUUCCAUAAUUUGUACCUGUGACUGUUUGACUGUUUUGCAAGCAUUCACUUAUUUUUCCUUUUUUAAAACUUGAAAAUUGGUGACAUUUAAAGUAUUUGUAGAAAGUGAAAACUUUUGCCAAGUAUAGUACAGCUUCGCAGUUUUGUGAUUUAUAUUUCAAAAUAAAAUUAAUUUUUAUCACAGAUACCUCUUAUUGAGUGCCUCUUGGAAUACUUGAAGCCAGUUUUGGUUGGCAGUGAAUUGUAGCUAUUUGUAUAGAGCAAACAUUAAUGCUAUGGCCCUAAAUGCCUAUAGCUUUACGUCAGACAAGCAGAUUUCACCCCCAAGCAUCAUUGGAGAAGAGACUUCUUUGCAUUUACACUCUUUGUGCAUGGCUAUUCUUUUCAAAUAAACUAUCUUGGGAAUUCAUUUUGG
Molecule: messenger RNA, 13608 nt
Organism: Porites evermanni
Lineage: Eukaryota; Metazoa; Cnidaria; Anthozoa; Scleractinia; Poritidae
Source: the annotation of a GenBank genome assembly